GAAAGGUUCCGGGCAGGUUGGGUUCCGGGUCUGCCCCGCUGAAGCGCGGCGCGGCCCGCGAUGAUCCCGGUGCCGGUGGUGGUGACCGUGCUCGGCGGCUGGUGCGCCGUGUACCUGGCGGACACGCUGCUCAAGUCCUCCAACUCUCUGAAGGCGUCGUACGAGGACUGGCUGCUGACGUACGGCUUGAGCGUCUCUCCCUUCCACCUGCGGUGGCAAACAGCCCUCUUCAACCGCCAGUUCUACAACUGGGGGAGAUGGAAACCCAAAUUUCUCUACUUAUGGUUCAGUGUGGGAAUGGUGUUUGGAAUAGUUGCCAUGUUUGGCUCUGUUAUUCUGCUCGGAAAGACCCUGCUGCAAACACUGACCCAGAUGCUCACCGAGGCUCCGAAAGCCCAGAAUGAUCGGAUGCUGCAAGUUGUGGUGCCUGGUGUCAAUUUGCCCAUCAGCCAGCUGACCUAUUUCUUCUCUGCAAUCCUCAUCAGCGGUGUGAUACAUGAAGUCGGCCAUGGGGUGGCAGCUAUCCGAGAACAAGUACGAUUUAAUGGAUUUGGGAUUUUUAUCUUCAUUGUCUAUCCUGGAGCGUUUGUUGACCUCUUUACAACUCACUUGCAGCUGAUAUCUCCUGUCCAGCAGUUAAGGAUAUUUUGUGCAGGGGUGUGGCAUAAUUUUGUUCUUGGUGUUGCCAGUUUCAUGGUGUUGUUUCUGCUGCCAGCCAUUCUUUUCCCUUUCUAUUACACGGGUGUUGGGGCACUUGUCACUGAGGUUGCAGAGGAUUCUCCUGCCAAUGGACCAAGAGGUCUUUUUGUGGGAGACCUUGUCACUAACCUACAAGACUGCCCAGUUUAUAAUGUGGAAGACUGGAAUUCCUGUCUGGGAGACAUUUCAGAGAAGUCACAGGUCGGCUACUGUGUAAGUGCAGCCACCCUACAGCAAUUAAGCUUUCCAGCUAGAGUCUACAGAAGACUUGAUGGCACAGUUGAAUGUUGUAGUAACAACAGCCUCACAGACAUUUGCUUUUCAUACAGCAAUAAGUUGGACAGCAAUCUGUAUGCCUGUCUGCCAGCACGAAAAGUUAUUGAAGCCAGCAAAGUUUGUCGAACCAACAUGGACUGCCAUAAGGACUUUGUUCCAAGCUUUUGUGUGACUCCUUCUUUGGAGAACCAAACAAGACUAAUCAGGGUAAAGCAUCCACCCCAUAUUGACAUGCUCUACGUAGGACACCCUAUGCAUCUUCAGUACACAGUAAGUCUCAGCAGUUUUGUACCACGACAAAACUUUCUAAGUAUUGAUCUGCCUGUGGUGAUAGAGACAUUUUGCAAGUACCUCAUCUCACUGUCAGGAGCACUGGCAGUUAUCAAUGCUGUACCCUGCUUCGCUUUGGAUGGUCAGUGGAUAUUAAAUUCCUUCCUGGAAGCUACACUAAGCUCCCUAAUUGUAGAAAAACAUAACAGAGAGCUUGUUGGCUUUUUGAUUUUGCUUGCUGGUAGUGCACUUCUGGCUGCCAAUGUUGCCCUGGGACUUUGGAUGGUGACAGCGCGAUAGAACAUUGGAUGUUCUUCCAUCAGUUCUCAAAGAACACAGAAAUAAUGAAUCCAUUACCUUUUAAAAUUUGUCCAGUACUGAGAUUGAAAUAAUUCCCUUAAAAUGACACUGAAAGAACAAUCAACUGUUGGUUGCUGUUUUAAUUUAAAACUUUACUACAUCAUGCCUGUGGUCAUGGGAAAUCUAAUAGGAAGAAGUAGGAGCCUUUUUAUUUACUCUUUAAGCACUGUAUUAAUUUUAGAGAAGUUGCAUUUUAAGAUUUCAUAGGAAAAAAAUCAGACUUCAUUAAUUCAGACCUCAAAAUAAGGGAAUUAUUUUGCUUGAAACAUUUGUAAAACGGGAGGAAAAACCCAGUGUUAUUUAUAAUUUAAAUAAUUGUCUGUGUGGGCUCUGAUCAUCAGUUGGCAUAGUCUUCAGUGACUUGUUUUGGUUUUUUUAGCCUGCUAUUCUACCAAAUUGGAUUCUAAGAAGCCCUAAAGUCUGGUCUCAAAAUGGGGAAAAGCUAGGUAAAUGCUUACCACGUGUUAAUGGGGAGAGAGCAGCCAUUUGGGUUAGUGGCUUUCCUUUUCACCUGGCCAGAAUGACUGGAGGGAUGUUGUCCUCACGACGUAGAUGAGAAGUGCCAAUGUCUGCUAAAAAUGAACCUGUGGGAAGAUAACGAGGCCCACAUGUUUGUGUUGAUUACUCUUUCAGUUGCUUACUCUUUCAGUUGCAGCUGAAGUGUUUUUAAAGGCAAUAUUUGUCAACAAUUUCAGUUAUUCAAGAUAACUGAAAUUUAAUUUCUGAGUUCUGAAGUAUGCUGUGCACAGUUUUCCUAAGUGAUAUGUAAUGUUUGUGGUGUUUUACUCAGAAAAUAAUACUGUAUUCUACCUGUUCACAGUUGAAAGUGAAACCUAUUGUUUUAAUGGUGUCUAUCUUCUGAUGCUAUGCAUGUAAUAUGUACAGUAGGUCACUGAUGGUUUUCUGUGUUUCAAAGGGUAAUUUUCCUUUGCUAGGAUUAACUCUGUUCAAAGAUAGCUAACAAAGAUAUUUCGCUGGUCUUAGAUAUGAAUUAUUUAAAGGGAGAAUAUGAUUGUGACUUGAACUGUUUAAACACUUGGCUUUGCUUUCUGAGAAGAAUACAGACAAUAUCCAUGUUAUUAAGUGAACAGUGGAAGAACAGUCAGUGUUUUACUGACUGAAUUACGUCUGACAUGUUUUGAAGCUCUUUAUGUCUGUGAUGUUUAGUAGCCAAUAGGAUUAUAUACUGGAUGUCUUGUCCUCCUGUGAUGUAUUGCCUAGAUUAUAUGAAUUAGGUUCAGUCAGAGCCUUGCCUCAAUAUAGGCUGAUAUUUAAACAAAAAUGCUCUAGUUUGGGAGCCUAAAUAUUUGAAAUAGAAAAUUUUUGAAAAAUACCCUGGAACUUCUGCCUCAUCCAGGGCUCCCCAUAGGAGCUGCUGCAGCUCACAGUUCCUUUACAGAAAUGGCCAUUCCAUCAUGAACUGAAGUGGAACCUAAGCUCACAGAUCCUGGCCUGCAGGGAGUACUGAAACAGCUUGACCAGGUAAAAUAGAUUCUUUUGGUACCUGAGGUGAAAGCCUGGGUAAUUUCAAAGUGGGGAUGAGUGUUGCUGCACAGAUUCAUAACUCUGAUGUUUGCAUUUGCCCACUGAUGUGUACUUUUGCACAACAGCUUUCACACUAAAGAUGCACUCCUUUCAUACGAUGAUGCAAACAGUAAUGAGAGACCAUGUUUAUUUAUUUGUUGUUGGCUAGUUUACAUCCCUUUCCACUGCUGCCACGGGCUGGGUGGGCUCUGAAAGUUCAGCUCUGUGGCGUGGCUGGCCCUUGCCUCUCCUUUUCAGUCAUUUCAACCUAGGCAAGCUGGGACAGGUCCUGGUAGGAGAGAUUAAAUCCUCGAAUCCAGUGUGAGCUGGCCCCUUUGGGAUCCAUGAAAAGUGACACAAAGUGUAAGAAAGAAAAAACAAACAACACCCUGUAAGUCUAAUUUGUCAUUGCUCCUGGAAACAUGCAGAGGUUUCAGAGUAGCAGUUCUGAUGGGCCGCUCUGCCAUCCCUCUGUGGACAGGGGACAGGAGCAGCCUGGUCCUUGCACAAGGCCUGGCUCCAAGGCUCUGUUCCAGACUGCUCUCUCACCUCUCUGGCUGUUUACUGAUCUGAGCUGUUCCUUUCAGUGGCUCUAUGACACUUUCCUCUGUCUCGUCCAAUUUACAGUGCAAAAAAUUAAAUUGCACUUAGAAGGUUUAAUGUAGUUUAGUAAGACAGGAUAUUUACUUUCAAAACCUGUCAAGUUUGAUUUUUAUUUAUUAAUGUUGACUACAUUGGCUUGGAAUAAUAAUGCUUCUCGAGGAUAUAUUGGCAACAGAUUUAGAAAAACCCAAAGCUUCUGAAUUCAUAUGCACAAAUUUCACCUGCUAUAAUGAGACUGGCAGGUUGUUCCUGGUUAUUUAGUGUGCUACCAAAACAUGAAGUUUUAUCAAACGAAUCUAAAGUCAGUUUACUUUACACCAUCACUGAAAGCCACAGUUUUACUAAGUAGAUCUUCAGUCUGUGUCUGACCUCAUAAGCAAGAAGAGGGUGGAGAAGACAUUGCUCAUGGCUUUAGCAAAACAGACAGUAGUGCACUGUAAAUAUCCUAGAUAUCUUGUAUGGAAGAGAGAGUACUAGAAAUGCUUAAAAAUAACUCAAGAGUCCAUUUCUCCACAUACUAAAAUUUGACUGAGUAAGGGUUGAUUUGGGUACAUACAGGUUCUUUAAAUCAAGAUUUUAAACAAAUUGAGUAUGAAUGGUGACCCACAUGUCUUAUAUAAUCCAUAUGUUAAUCCUAACAUAUGGAUUACAUUCUGAUAAGCAUGUGCCAUACAUACACUUACAGGGAGGAUUUUUCUUGGGGUUUUGGUAAUUUAUUUAGCAAGAGAAAACACAAAAGUAUGGAGUGAUUUUUGUGUGUUGGAUUUUUGCUGGAGUAUUUCUGAUGUGUGUUCUGUUUUUGUAGAAAUAGGAAAUCUUUAAAUCAAAUCCUUCUACAUCUUAUUCUAAUUAGCCCCUCGGAUUCUUUAAUACAGAAUCCAUCAAUAUAAUUAUAGGGCAUUGACUGGACUGUAAAACACAGCACUCUUAAAGACUGGAUGGCUGCUACUAUUUAUGUACAUACUAUGCAUUUUAAAUCUGUAUCAGAUGGAAAAAGUAAUGUCUAAUAUUCAGAAAUGUUAUACUUAGCUUUUGUUUGAAAAUUUCCAGAAGAAUUUCAGAAUUAUAAUCAUUCUUCUACUUUGUUUUUAUUAAAUUGUUUUUUAUAUCAGCAAAUAUUUACAUAGCAUGUUCUGAUAAUGCAUGAUAUGACAUGAAAAUGGCAAACUCCUUAGCAUGGGGGAUGUUACAUGCUCUUUGCUAACUUAGGAAAUUAAAACCAGCUUGCUUCUGUACAAAUUAAAUGAAAGAGGCUUCACUAGAAAAAGUAUAGACAAACUUGCAGAUUAGUCAUCCCAAUUUAUGAGCCGCAGUGGAAAAUUUGUUAACUCACCCUUUUUAUUUAAGUGAAACAACCAUGUUGAUAGUUUCUUUCAGUAUAAUUCUACAUUUGUGGAUAUAUGUGUAUACAUACAUUUGUAUAACAGAUACAUGCAUAGCCAUAGGAUGGAUUAGUGCUUUUUAAAGGAUAACUUACAGUAGUCCUCCAUAUUCUGCAAUGUAGGCUUUUGUUUUUCUUCUUCCUUCUCUCUAAGGUUUUGUCUGGAUUUGAAGAUAGAAAUUUAUGUUUUCUUCCCAUAAGCAAUUCUUAACUUCUUUAUCAACAGAGGACAAGUGAUGGGGACAAGAUGUAACCACAGCUGUGUGAGUUUUGUUCAGAUGAUGUUUAAAGUACGUUUCUUACUUUCUGUGAAGCCUCAGCUACAAGCAUGGUAAACACGGCUUUUUCAGGGCAACUAAGAAAGGUCAGCCUUGGAAUCCAUCACUCUCUCACUGCUGCUGUUUGUGCUGUUCUGAAGAACUGGGAUGAAUAAGACUGUGUAGAGCAUACAGAAGAAAUAAAGUUCUCAGGAUGGAGCUCUCCAUGGCAGUCAGGGUGUUUCAGCUUUCUUUUAAUAAGGAUAUGUUUUAUUCAAUUUAGCACAUCAGCAAUCCCAGUGCUCCCAUGGUUUCCCAUACAUUUUACAUGAUGUCAAAGGGUGACCUGUAGGAAUAUUUUAAAAAUAAAUUAUGUAUGUCUUACAAAUUCAUACCAAUCUGGAUAUCACUAACUAGAGGUUAGUGAGGCUGUUAGUUAGGCUGUAGAAACUAGAGGUUUCUACAGCCUAGUCUGUAUUUAGUUGUUUUAAACAUAUGUGAGUUAAGCUCUAGAUAUAAGUAAUCUAUAAAAUAUGCAUUCUGUACACUGCAUUCAGACCAAUUUCCACAACCAGUCUUGCCUCAGCUUUGUUCUUGUAAUCUUGUCAGUAAGGAGUCUUGAAUCUUAACACAGGUAAGAUCCAAUAUUGGCAAAUAUUUUACAGCCUCUUUGUCCUGAAUUUCAUGUAACACUUUCUAUUGAUUAGUUAUUUAAUGUUGCUGAGUUACCUGUGGUACACACUCUGCAUCAAUGCAGCUUUUGGGAAGUUUGCACUGGAGACUGCCAGAAAACAGCAGCUCUGUGACUCCUGGUCCUUGGGCUCAUCCACUCCAUCCUGUGAAGAGCAAAUGGCAGCGUUUAGGGGCAGUGAAGGACUUGAGUUUAUAGCAGCUUUAUGAAACUUUCACACUGCUGACCCGGUGUGAAAGGACAGGAACAAAGAGCAGGAUAUGACACUGCAAUUCCUUUCAUUCCAUUUACAUUGUCACGAAACCUGAAAAGAACUUGUAAUUAACAUUUCAGAGCAGGAAGAUAUGUUCCAGCGCUUCACUGAAUCAUUCAGUGACUGGUGGUCAAACUUUUUUCUUAACACUUCGUCAUUCCUUCGAUAAAUAUGUGCUGAAUAAGUAGCAUGGGUAGUUGUAGCUUAUUCUGUAAAAUGGACUUGGAUUUUGCUCACCUCUAGAUGUUCAUCCUGGGAUGGUUUUUGCAGUAUCAUAGUAUAAUUGAUCUUCAUUGAUACUGGGUUGAAAGUUUGGAGGCUGUUUCCAAGCCAUUACUAGGAAAAUCUAUUUCCAAGUUGUUUCUUAAUAUUUUAAAUUCGUCUUUUCCUUACAUGACAUUGUUUUUAGAUUUCAUAUACUUAGUCGAUCUUAUCUGAAGCCUGUCAAUGGAAUAUGUAUUGUUUAGAAAUUCACUGUGGGUUUUUUUUUUUCCUCUACAUGGCCUUAUUUUUCACACUGACUCACAGCUGUGGAAUGUUAGAUUUCUAGACCCUUUGUUCCCACUAUGCAUUGUUCGUGAUCAUUUUUUUUUUAAAAAAAUGGGGGAAAAAAGAAAGCUUCAUUUGGAAAAUGUCAGCUAACAAAUAAUAUGGAACACUGAAUAAUGUAUUGUGGUUUUGUUUUGCUUUUUUCUCUAUUUAAUUAACCAAACAAUAAGUAUUGUUUUCUAUGUAUGAUAAAUGUAUCCUGCAAAUAAAUUCAUUGUCUGAUUGUU
Messenger RNA from Hirundo rustica (Barn swallow), 7090 nucleotides. It is a transcript of the gene MBTPS2, whose product is annotated as membrane bound transcription factor peptidase, site 2. The transcript has 11 exons. The coding region runs from base 61 to 1545 and encodes 494 amino acids. Gene Ontology annotation, molecular function: metalloendopeptidase activity; protein binding. Lineage: Eukaryota; Metazoa; Chordata; Aves; Passeriformes; Hirundinidae. Gene Ontology annotation, cellular component: cytoplasm; membrane. The record is from RefSeq and is a predicted model, not a curated record. Gene Ontology annotation, biological process: regulation of response to endoplasmic reticulum stress; membrane protein intracellular domain proteolysis.